CACUGAUGUAUUGCACGAGUCUUCUGCUCCUCUUCUAUACCCUUGUCUACUUGUUUGGCAGUUAAAAAAUGUCUGCUUGGUGGGGAAGAAAGUGCAGCAAGAACAAAGGAAUACAGAAGCAGCAAGUUGUAUACCACGACUCACUUCGUACCCACCCCCUCAAUCUGUCCAAAUCAUCGAACAAGAACGACAACACCAAGGGCAAGGACAAGGAAACGCCCACGAGCUUAGUCAAUGACUUCGACGGCUACUCCGUGUUUUCAGGUUUCGAUUCCGACAGCGGCGACAGGAGUGGCCAUCCGCUACCUCGGUGGUCGACUUCUUUUCUUUUCUGGUGUUGCUGUUGUCCGACUUCGUCCGUGAAGGAUCAUAUCCCCGGGGCUGCGGUCGGGAUGGGAUCCCGCUCGGGUUCGUUUUCGGGCGUGAGCACUUCUUGGUCCUCCGACGAUCAGCCGGUUUCUCAGGAAAAUGGGCAAUUCGGUGAUUUCAGAGGACAAGGUGAUACCAAAAUAAACGUGAGAUCAAGAAGCCCCGGCCAAGGGUCGAGCGGCCCCACAAGCCAAACAUCACUUAUUCACCCACGAUUAAGCGACUUGAGUCUGGAGUCUCUAACAGUAAAGCAAGAAGGCAGGAAGAGUCAAUUUUUUCAUCUGCCUCUUCCUGUUUCUCCAGUUUCUCCUACUAUCCUUUCUGCCUUACCAAACACAAACAUAAGUGGAGGCAUAAAAAGCACAACUUCUACACAGUCCCAGUGGAAGAAAGAAAGGCUUCUCGGAAGGGGUACUUUUGGGGAUGUAUACGUUGGAUUUAAUAGUGAAAAUGGGAACAUUUGUGCAAUAAAAGAAGUCAGGGCCGGUUGUGAUGAUCAGAUAUCAAGAGCAUGUCUCAAGCAACUGAACCAGGAGAUAAAUUUGCUCAGUCAGCUUUCACACCCAAACAUAUGUCAAUACUAUGGAAGCGAACUGGGCGAGGAAACACUUUCAGUUUAUAUGGAAUAUGUCUACGGUGGCUCGAUCCAUAAAUUACUUGAAGAAUAUGGUUCGUUUAACGAAUCUGCCAUUCAAAAUUAUACCUGGCAGAUUAUUUCUGGGCUUGCCUACUUACAUGGAAUAAAUACAGUGCACAGAGACAUCAAAGGGGCAAACAUUUUGGUAAAUGUUAACGGUGAAAUCAAGUUGGCAGACUUUGGCAUGGCCAAACAUCUAACAGGUUGUUUCUCAAUGCUUUCUAAACCUUACUGGAAGGCGCCUGAGGUUAUAACGAACACAAAUGGACCCAGUCUUGCUGGGGAUAUUUGGAGCGUGGGUUGUACAGUUCUUGAAAUGGCAACUUCUAAACCACCAUGGGGCCAGUAUGAACAGGCGGCUGCAAUGUUCAAAAUUUUAAACCGCAAAGAUGGCCCUGAAAUUCCUGAACACCUUUCCAAUGACGCAAGGAAUUUCAUCAAGCUGUGCUUGCAGAGAGACCCGACAGCGCGGCCUACUGCCUUGCAACUGCUACAUCACCCUUUUAUUCGAGACCAGGCAACAAGGAUUGGGUGGCAAAUAUGAAUGUGAACAAGGGAACCUUCCAUAACAUGUUUGAUGGAACAAAACAAAACAUAAUCUCAUAACAUGUUUACAACGAAAUGCGUUUGUGCUCAUAAACGGUUCAAUUUCCAAAGGCUUUGGUAAAUUGAACUGGAAUGUGUGUUCUAUGGUCGUACUUUUAUCGAAAGCUUAAACAAAAGAUGACUGUAACUUUGACAUAUUGGCCUAUAAACAUAUCCCUUGAAAAUCAAAGAACAUUGUUUAUUCAA
Messenger RNA from Juglans regia (Persian walnut), 1798 nucleotides. RefSeq names its product mitogen-activated protein kinase kinase kinase 3-like. The record is from RefSeq and is a predicted model, not a curated record. The transcript is spliced from 9 exons. Gene Ontology annotation, biological process: protein phosphorylation. NCBI's taxonomy places the organism in Eukaryota, Viridiplantae, Streptophyta, Magnoliopsida, Fagales, Juglandaceae. Bases 69 to 1550 code for a protein of 493 amino acids. Gene Ontology annotation, molecular function: protein kinase activity; ATP binding.